Molecule: messenger RNA, 1442 nt
Organism: Girardinichthys multiradiatus
Lineage: Eukaryota; Metazoa; Chordata; Actinopteri; Cyprinodontiformes; Goodeidae
Product: transcription termination factor 1, mitochondrial
Exons: 2
Coding region: 153-1292 (379 amino acids)
Biological process (GO): regulation of DNA-templated transcription; termination of mitochondrial transcription
Cellular component (GO): mitochondrial matrix
Molecular function (GO): double-stranded DNA binding
Source: RefSeq, a predicted model, not a curated record
GUUUAAACUCCGAAACGCUAGGUGGCGACAGCCCUGACGUCUGCUUGUCAUUUCUAACGUGAGUUCCUCCAAGUUCUCGCCUCCUCUGAGGUGUUCAAAAGAUUUAAGUGCAGCGAAAAACGGAACAUGAUCUCAGGUUCUCUUCAGGAAAAAUGGCAGCAGUUUCUGGGAUAAGGGCCCUUAUGAAGGUCCCUCAUUUGCUCAUUCUGCAGCAGAGCUUUAGGCUUACUCCGUUACAGCUGGCUUCAACCAGGCAUUGCAGUGGCAGUAAUGGACUUAAGCUGCCAUCAGACACGGAGAACAAAUCUCUGCUUGAGAACCUCAGUCUCUUGGGCGUGGACGUAAAGAUGGUGCGCCAGCGUCAGCCAGGGGUGCUUCGUAAAGCCUUCACCAAUGAGAUGGGCCUUGCUCAGUUCCUGCAAGAAAAAGGCGCCAGCCACAAAAUAAUCGCCAGCAUCGUAUCCCGUUAUCCUCGGGCCAUCACCCGUUCAGUGGAACACUUGGAGCAGCGCUGGCAGUUGUGGAGGAACGUCUUCAACACAGACGCUGAGAUUGUCAGCAUCCUGGGCCGCUCGCCCGAGUCUUUCUUCCGUUCCAGUGAUAAUGAGAACUUGGAGAAGAACAUAGCUUUUUUAAUCUCGUUGGGAUUAAACUCAAAAGAUCUUCAUCGCCUGCUGACCACAGCACCACGGACGUUCUCCAACAGCCUGGAGCUCAACAAGCAGAUGGUGGAGUUUCUUGAGGACAUCUGUCAUGAGCUGGGUGGAGAUGAUCCUGAACAGUUUGCUAAAAGUGUAAUAUCUAAAAACCUCUAUAUUCUCAUCAGAAGUACUAAAAGAGUCAAGGCCAACAUUGACAACAUGAAAACUUUUCUGAAGUUAAGUGAUGCCGAACUGCUUGCUCUUCUUCAGGGCCAUGGAGCAGAUAUUUUGGACCUCUCCAAUGAGUAUCUGAAGAAAAAUUUUAAGAACAUUGAGCAGAAGAUUAUUUUACUGGGCUGCAAGAAAGAUGACAUGAAAAAGCUAAUAAUAAACUACCCCAUGAUUCUCUACAUCGGGCCGUCCACUCUGAACUCCAAACUGGACUGCCUUCUAAAAGGAGGCAUAACAAUAAAGCAAAUCUUGGAGAAACCCAAAGUCCUUGACUACAGCACACAGAACAUUACAGAGCGACUGAAGGAGCUGCAGAGAGUUGGAUAUGACUUUGAGAAAAACGGGAUCAACAUCCUGGACUCUAGCUGGAAACGAUUUGCAGCAAAGAUAGAAAAACUUUCUGACCUUCCUGAGGAGUGAAUGCAGCAGAAUUUACUGUGAUAAAAGAUGUUUGUGGAUACUGCUCUCCCUCGAUGUACAGGUCACCCUCAUUUAUUUGCAUCCCUGGUGAAGAUGUGUAAAACAUCAUAAAAUAAAUGCAUUCUUUAUUGAAUUAGCAUAAUUUCAAAA